Messenger RNA from Medioppia subpectinata, 357 nucleotides. NCBI's taxonomy places the organism in Eukaryota, Metazoa, Arthropoda, Arachnida, Sarcoptiformes, Oppiidae. The record is from the annotation of a GenBank genome assembly.
GUGAUGCGACAAUACUACCCUGAGUCAUUACGUUGCGUACUAGUGGUCAAUUUGCCUAUGCUUUUGGGCGCAUUCAUACCGAUCGUACGGCUAUUAUUGGGGGCCAAAUACUCGCAUAUGUUGCACACUGUGUCCGGUCGACAGCUGUUUGACUAUAUUGACCCGGAUAAUGUACCACGAUACCUGGGCGGUAAUAAUUCCACGGAUUUCACGGAACCUCCCGUUGAGUGCAAAUACCGGACCGAAGAGUUGGCCCACGAGUACGGUCUGGACCCACAUGUGGUCCGGAAAGCCGUACAAAAGUUUGAGCCCCAUAUGAUCGACGCUAAAAGACUGUUUAAACAACGUGUUAGGUGA